Molecule: messenger RNA, 1765 nt
Organism: Anopheles funestus (African malaria mosquito)
Lineage: Eukaryota; Metazoa; Arthropoda; Insecta; Diptera; Culicidae
Exons: 1
Coding region: 1080-1457 (125 amino acids)
Source: RefSeq, a predicted model, not a curated record
GAGAUAGAACCUGAUCAGAGAGGUUACGGAAGUGAAACAAACAUAACAAGUAGUGCGCAGCAAGAUUGCAACUUCCGGAAUAGUUCGAUGCAGGUGUGGCUCUGCUUGCCAUCGCUCAGCGCGGAACAGCUGAUUGUAGAACAAGCCCACAAAAAGGAUUGAAAAUGGCAUGCUGCAGAAGCGAAGUAGAUGCAGUAAGAGAAGGAUAAAAAAAACCUGACCCAAACGGUGAUCUCUGCAUCUCGUUGCUCAGGGGAAGUAAGUCGGGUAACUCCCUGGUCACUGCACUGAUCGCGGUUCAAGGUCAUUGCGACGAAACGUCACGCCACGCAAAGAAACAAGAGCAACGUCUGAAGCUUGUGACGCACCAACGGCAAGCGCGAGUGGAAGCACUGCCAGAAAGGAUCGGACGCCGGGAUUCUUCAACGCGGUUCCAAUUUCUGCUGCGACAAGUGAGCGUUAGCGAGAGCACCGCAACGGCACCUAAGGACGGACGGAGAUAGAGUGCACGAGUGUGAUAGAGAGAGGCAUCCAGUUGAUCAUCACAUCCCUAUAAAAGCUCACCGCCAGUACGGUCCAUGCGUGCAGAGUACCGUCUAUAGUUCGUGCGAUUAGAAGAACAACCGCGGGACCCGCGAGAUUCAAGCACAGUCAGUGGACCGCUUUAGAACGAUUCGCUUGUGACGAACGGCAAAACAAGCACGUGGAAGUUAAGGCUGUAACUACCGUUUCACCAUCAACGAGCGUGUGUCAUACUGCAAUCAAAGCAUUUCAAAUUAGUGCCCUUCGAGUUUUACUGCUUCUGUUUCUGCUGUGAUAAAACCGUCAGAUCAACCGCAAAAAAAAAUAUACAAACUUAUACAAAACCAACCCUGAUAUCUAACCGAGUGACUGUGGUAAAACUCCGAACAGUAACAGCAACUCCGUGUACAGGUGUGUGCGGUGUUUGUUACAGCUUACAGCAACGGUCGUGAACAAGGGUGUGAAGCCGCCACUAAACAACCGUAACAGCCAAACGUCUGCGUCCGCUGGUGUUGUUAAUCGGAGGUCGGAACUACGUUCAUACACACCCAGGCACAAUGUACACGGUCACCUCAGUCAGGAGGUUGGUAGUGAUGGCCGUACUAGCAGUGUUGGUAACCGUACUACAGUAUCCCACACCCUGCCAGACGUCACCGGUAAUGCUCGACAAGCUGUUCGGAUUUGCGGCCUAUCAGCCGACGUACUCCGGUGGUGGUUACGGUGGCAACCAGUACGGCUACUAUGGUGGAGGCGGCGGUGGUAGCAGCAGUACCGGCACCGGAUUCGGUGGACAUCACCGUGCGACGGCCACCUCCAGCCACAAGCGGCAGGCAAAAGGACGCGACUACAAGGACAUCUGCCGGGUGGUAAAUCCGGCACCGUACGCCCUGCCCGGGAGGGCACCGUACCCAGCUGCUCCCUUCUGCCCAUACUAGUGUGUAAGAAGAUUAGGAUUUUGUUAACAGCGCCACUAGCGCGAUAAGAGAAACAAAAACGCAAUCAAUGGCGGAACCGUGAUCUACGAUUAGAUGUUAGUUAAGUUUAUAAAGCCGGGAUGGACGAGUUUACACUUUGGAAAGCGCGGUAAACAAAGUUAGACGUACUUAGGGAACACAACCGCCACACGAAACCGCAAGAUGUCGUUAAAGGAUGAAAAAUUUUAACUGCUACACUUGUGCGAAAAAAGCAUGCGAGUCUUUUGCCUUCUUCUUGGAUCUUUUGCAAUAAAGAAAGGAACAUAUUA